Molecule: messenger RNA, 1308 nt
Organism: Eimeria mitis
Lineage: Eukaryota; Apicomplexa; Conoidasida; Eucoccidiorida; Eimeriidae
Exons: 3
Coding region: 1-1308 (435 amino acids)
Source: RefSeq, a predicted model, not a curated record
AUGCUUGUCGAUGUGUUGGCAGUACAGCACUUUUUGGGGCCUCUAGAAGCUCGCACGGACCUGCGGGGAGCCGACGUAUUCAGUGACGCUGUAUCAGCCUUGAAAGCCUUCGAGAAGUUUCACAAAGAACACUGCGGGCCACGGGAGCCAGCCACUCCUACUCCUCAGGCUGCAUGCCUGGAGAGGCUAGAAGCGUCGCUUGCUCACCAUGCAGCAAACGGGGGACCGGCGAAUGUUGCGCAACAGCUUCUGCCUAUUCUCAGUCUUUCGUGUCGCUACAGAGACCAGAUGGACCACUGGCUCUCUGCGGGCCCUGAAGAACUGGAGAGUCUCUCCUUUUUCCUGGGCCGUGCUAUUAUCAUCGGUUCCCCCGCAGCAAGUCUCGUGUAUGCAGACGAGGGAAAAGAGGAGGGCUCGAAACAACAGGAGCAACAACAGCAGGGCCAGCAGCAGGAGCCACAACAGCAGCAACAGCAACCGCAACAGCAGCAACCGCAACAGCCACCAAAUCCAAACUUACCACCUAAUGAGUUCGCGCUGUACAAGCUUCAGCGAGACCUUGCUCUUUUACCAGAGUUAGCUGUGGAGUUGCAUACUGGACCUGAGGAAACCCCAAGUCAUAUAUCUCCGUCUUUGCAGAUGAAUGCAUUGGAUGUUCAGACAGCUGAGGACCUUCGCCCGUUCAUGCCUGAAGACUUCUCCGUAAGUACUGACAUGGAAUCCACUGGAGGUGUACAGCAGGCUGGCGAUGGCAACAGGAGAAGCCCGCGAAACAGUAGGAAGAGAGAUAUGGGUGGAAACACAGACAAGGAACACGACGGAAACGGCGAUCAUCUUGGGGACUGUGUGCAUAGAAAGUCGGCCCCUGUAAGCAUCUGGCUGGAGAAUCUCAGAACGUUUUGCAUAAACUCAAAAGAUCCAGCAGGUGCAGAUGCUUGCAGUGUAUUGAAGCGGUGGCUAUUUGGGCCAGAAGAACAACAGGGACCCCAGGCGGACACAGAAAACCCUAUGAAAUCAAGAGCAGCACUACCUGCACUCAUUCGUGUUGCAGAGUGGAACAUGCAGAAACCUAAGACGACACUCAACAUCCCUGAACUGGAUAUUGCUCUCGAGCCGCCCCAUUUGAGGCCAGGUGCAACUGGCCGAGACGAGAUGGAGAAGGCUCAAGCCUUCAAUCUAGUUGGAGCUAUUUACGCAGGAAGAGGGACGGUGAGACAUCAGCGGCCUUCUGAACGUGCAGCGUGGAAGCGGAUAUCUUCCGCUCUAAAGGUACUGAGGGACGUAGAGUGCAGCGAUCUUCUUGGGUAA